ACAUAAAAGUCACAGCACUGUCUCGCAGCCCAUCACCCAAUCCCUGCUUCCUCAUGCCAUAGGACAGUUAUUAAUGCUUAAUAUGCGUAAAAAGGAACAGGCAGGCUAUAUAAAUAGUGUGAGCGACAUCCCAGAGCUGCAGAAAGCUUUUGUAAGAUCUAACCUUUCCAAUUAUACACCAGCUCCCCAGUGCGCUAAAAAAGAAGAGAAAAGACAACCAAUAUCAUCUUACUUUUGCUCAUUCAUUUUAUCAUUUUAAUUGAUUUUGAAAAUAACUUUAAAAAGCUUAAAAAGAGAAGGGUGAUACAUUUGAAAGGAUUGUUUCUUCUUCUUCUUCUUCUUCUUCUUCUUCUUCUUCUUCUUCUUCUUCUUCUUCUUCUUCUUUAUUGCUUUUAACUGUUUGUUUGCCAUGGCUGAGCCAAGCAGGAUUUUUCCUCGCCCCCUGUUUCGACGGGACUGGAAUUGGGAUCGUUUUCUGGACUGGGCACAACCGACCCGCAUUUUUGACCAAGAUUUCGGGAUGCCCCCUUUCCUGGAGGAGAACGACUUAUGCUGGGUGGACUGGGUGAGGAAGCGUCUCUCUUCCUCCUGGCCAGGGUACCUCCAAUCCCCCAACUGGGCCCCCUCUCUGGGGAAGCAGCAGGCAGUCUGCAGGCAGGGCCUCCAGCGGCAGCUGAGUGGGGGAAUGUCCGAGGUGAGAACUGGACCCGACAGCUGGAAGAUCAGCCUGGAUGUGAACCAUUUCACCCCUGAGGAAAUCACUAUCAAAGCCAAGGAGGGCUAUGUGGAGAUAUCAGGAAAACACAAAGAAAGGCAGGAUGAACAUGGUUUCAUUUCAAGAUGCUUCACAAGGAAAUAUAACGUUCCUAUUGGGGUGGCUCCCCAGGCCAUUGCCUCCUCACUCUCCCCUGAAGGGCUUCUCACACUGGAUGUCCCUCUCCCCAAGCCUGCUGUUGAGAUCGUCAUCCCUGUACAGGUGGAGAACAUGGCAGAGGCUCUGAAAGAAGAAAAGGAGGAACCUGAGAAAGAGCAAAGUGCUCCAGCAGACAGCAAAGAGAAGGGCCCUCCACAACAAGAAGCACCAGUGAGUAAGCCAGUGCCCAGCAACCAGACAGAUCAGCCAGCCCCCAGAAACCAGUCAGACCAGCCAGCCCCCAGAGACCAGCAAGACCAGCCAGCCCCCAGAGACCAGCAAGACCAGCCAGCCCCCAGCGACCACAAAGACCAAACAGCCCCCAUCGACCAGCCAGAGCAGGGAGCCCCAAUCAACCAGCCACAGCAGCCAGCUCCCAGCAACCAGACAGAUCAGCCAGCCCCCAGUAACCAGCAAGACCAGCCAGCCCCCAGCGACCACAAAGACCAGACAGCCCCCAUCGAUCAGCCAGAGCAGCCAGCCCCCAGCAACCAGUCAGACCAGCCAGCCCCCAGAGACCAGCAAGACCAGCAAGACCAGCCAGCCCCCAGCGACCACAAAGACCAGCCAGCCCCCAUCGACCAGCCAGAGCAGGGAGCCCCAAUCAACCAGCCACAGCAGCCAGCCCCCAGCAACCAGUCAGACCAGCCAGCACCCAGUGACCAGCAAGACCAGCCAGCCCCCAUCGACCAGCCAGAGCAGCCAGCCCCUAUCAACCAGCCAGAGCAGCCAGCCCCCAGCAACCAGACAGAUCAACCAGCCCCCAACAACCAGCCAGAUCAGCCAGUCCCCAGCAACCAGUCAGACCAGCCAGCCCACAGCAAUCAGCCAGUCCAGCCAGCUCCCAACGACCACAAAGACCACUCAGCCCCCAUCGACCAGCAAGACCAGCCAGGCCCUAGUGACCAGCAAGACCAGCCAGCCCCCAGCAACCAGCCAGCCUCCAGUGACCAGCAGGCUCUCCAGGUAGCGGAGCAAGAGAUCCAAGAGAAACAGAACACAGAACAGCCUGAGGAGGUCAAGAGCCAGGCCAGACAGUCCUGAUUAGAUUUCACACAGCCCAGCUGAGAUCAGUUUACGAUGCCCUGGGGUGUCAGUGCAGCCGUCUUUACACCACGAUUGUUAACAUUUACAAAGCUUUGCUCUGAAUGUUGAAAAAUAUGCAACGUACUGCACUAGCGCCAAAGCUAUAGUACUGAUAAAUUGUCCCCAAGCGGCAUUUAGAGUUAAUUUCUUGCGUGCUUAGAUAGUCUGAAUCUCUACAAUAUUACCAUCAAUAUUAUAAACCUGUAGCUAUGUGACUACAUUCAUUAUUUACAAAUUGUUUUCAGAGUUUUUCUUUAUCGAUACUUCAUUGUGUUGUAUUUGAAGGCUUGUUCUGAUGCUUCACUGUGUUGUAUUUGAAGGCUUGCUCUGAUGCUUCACUGUGUUGUAUUUAAAGGCUUGUUCUGACGCUUCACUGUGUUGUAUUUGAAGGCUUGUUCUGAUGCUUCACUGUGUUGUAUUUGAAGGCUUUCUCUGAUGCUUCACUGUGUUACAUUUGAAAGCUUUUUGAAGGCAAACACAGUUUGGAUGCCAGUAGUUCUUAUGAAAGCAAUUUUUAAACAGUAUUUGAUUAUGCUUGUCUGCUGUAUGUAUCAAAACACGUCAUUUCAAUCAAUGCUAAUAACAUUUUAUAAAUCAUUCAAAUACAAAUGUCAACAUGUUUUUUAUCUCUCAAAAACAUUAUAGCUCUUAACUGCAUUUUGAGACUGUGUUCAGUUAAUAAAGUGCCACGUAUGGACAUCCAA
Molecule: messenger RNA, 2703 nt
Organism: Polyodon spathula (Mississippi paddlefish)
Lineage: Eukaryota; Metazoa; Chordata; Actinopteri; Acipenseriformes; Polyodontidae
Product: cell surface glycoprotein 1-like
Exons: 4
Coding region: 410-1957 (515 amino acids)
Biological process (GO): cellular response to unfolded protein
Cellular component (GO): cytoplasm; protein folding chaperone complex; nucleus
Molecular function (GO): protein homodimerization activity
Source: RefSeq, a predicted model, not a curated record